This is a messenger RNA of Onychomys torridus (southern grasshopper mouse), 6560 nucleotides long. It is a transcript of the gene Znf316, whose product is annotated as zinc finger protein 316. NCBI's taxonomy places the organism in Eukaryota, Metazoa, Chordata, Mammalia, Rodentia, Cricetidae. Gene Ontology annotation, cellular component: nucleus. The transcript is spliced from 8 exons. Gene Ontology annotation, molecular function: sequence-specific DNA binding; DNA-binding transcription factor activity, RNA polymerase II-specific. The record is from RefSeq and is a predicted model, not a curated record. The coding region runs from base 916 to 3957 and encodes 1013 amino acids. Gene Ontology annotation, biological process: regulation of transcription by RNA polymerase II.
CGGGGCCGGCAGGCGGCACUUCCGGUGCCCACGCGCCACCGCCUCCUCUGCCGUCGCGCAGCUCGCGGCCGUCACUUUGUGUAGUGCGGGAGGGGGGGGGUCCCCCGGUGGUCACAGCCCCCGCCCCGGAGUCUGUUUCUCGCUCCGGCUUGGUUGGGCCCCGGGCGCGCGCGCGGUGAGUGGGGCGCGCGGACGCGGCAGGUGCGCGCGGGCGGGACACGCGCGCUGGGGGCGGUGGCGGCGGCGAGCCUGGCCGUCCUGGAUGCCCCGGCUCUGGAGGCCUUGGAUGAUCGUGGGGCGAUCGCGGGGUUCCGGGGCCUGUGUUUGGAGGAGUCAGAGCUUCAGUUGCACGAGCUGGAUCUUCCAGGUCCUUAAGUCCCCCAAUACUGGCCUGGGCCUGCGCGUCACAUCACGGAUGGCUUGACACUCCCCCCUCCCCACCAAGAGUCAUAGACUCCAGCGUGGGAGGGGGCGGGCCGGAGACGACAUACAUUGCACCUUUGGAAGGUGCCAGCGCCUCCUUCAGCUCAGUGGCGGGAGCUGGGUGGGGACCGCCCCCAUUCCCCGGAGACACCUUCCAAGGAGGGCUGUCACCACUCCUGCCCAGGCAUGAGAUGGAUCCUAGGGAUCCAGGGGAAGAAAAUGCAGACUCUUCAUCAUUCUUCUGUUGAAUACUCUUCAGUAAAGAAAAUGUGGAUGCUGCUUGGGAAGAGAAGUAGCCAAGAUGGGCUGCCUCCUCCUCCUCUUUAUGUAUAGUGAGGGGGCCUGAGAGCUUGUUGACUGAUGGGCACUCUCUCCUUUCUCCUGAAGAGAGGAAACAAAGAUACUUUUCCAGCCCUGCACCACACACCCAGCCACCUACAGCUGUAUAGGUGCCAGUGGUCUGACAGUGUGUGGGCCUGAACUGGCUCAUGUAUGCUGAGGGCAGGGCCACACGGAGGCUCUCUCGUAGGGACGAUGGCUGCCCUUCAAACUACUCCAGAAUCCCAAGCUACCCACCUGGAGCCUUCAGAAGAUGGGUCAGAAUGCAAUGCAGAACCUGAAGAGGAGGAUGAGGAUGAGGAUGAGAAGGGGAGUGAGGAGGCAGAGGUGGAACAGGCAGAAGAGGUAGUGGUGGAAGAGAAGGAAGUGGCCACACAGGUACAGGAGGUAGAGGUGGAGGCCAACUCAGAGGACAGUGCCGAUGCUGAUGCUGACAUUGUGGAGGAGGUGCUGGCAGAGGAGCAGAGUCUGAGCUUGGGGACCCAGGAGCAGCUUAGCAAUGGUGGUGAUGUGAAGUUGCCAGCUCUUCAAGGAGAAGCCCUGCAGGCCUCCCGAGUGUCUCCUACUAUUCAGGAUGAAGACCCAGACGAAGAGGAAGAUGAUGAGCAUUUCCUGAUGCAGGGGCUGGUGACUUUUGAAGAUGUGGCUGUGUACUUCUCUUUGGAGGAGUGGGAGAGGCUGGAUGUGGAUCAGCGGGACCUCUACCGGGAAGUAAUGCAGGAGAACUACGGGAUCCUGGUCUCCUUGGGAUACCCAAUCCCCAAGCCGGAUCUUAUUUUCCACCUCGAACAAGGAGAAGAACCUUGGGUCCCAGACAGCCCCCAUCCUGAGGAGGGAGACAUUGUCACCGGCGUCUACACCGGAGCCUGGUACUGGAACGAUGACAUAGAGGACCACGAGGAAGAUGAUGAGGACUUCCUUGCUGAGAUGGCAGAGGAAGAGAACGACCCCCCAGGACUGUGGUCUGCUGCCUAUGGUGUAGGAGACGUGCCUGGGACUUGGGGCCCUGACGACUCAGAUUCAGCUCAGACUCUAGAGAGUUGGGUACCCAACCCAGGCAGCCUCGGGAUCCUGGCCGAGGAGGUUGAAGCUAAACAUUUCCUGUCUGGCCGGGAGCCUGGGGAGAACUUUCUGGCUCCCUGGGCAUUUCCUGCAGUGGCUGUCCAUAUCGGACAUCCGGAGACCACUUGCGAUGUGUGUGGCAAAGUGUUCCCGCACCGUUCGCGCCUGGCCAAGCACCAGCGUUACCACGCUGCAGUCAAGCCCUUCGGCUGCGAGGAGUGUGGCAAGGGCUUUGUGUACCGUUCGCAUCUGGCCAUCCACCAGCGCACUCACACCGGUGAGAAGCCCUUCCCGUGCCCGGACUGCGGCAAACGCUUCGUCUACAAGUCGCACUUGGUCACACACCGGCGCAUCCACACGGGCGAGCGGCCCUACCGCUGCGCCUUCUGCGGUGCGGGCUUUGGGCGGCGCUCCUACUUGGUGACCCACCAGCGCACGCACACGGGCGAGAGGCCCUACCCGUGUCUCCACUGCGGCCGGAGCUUCAGCCAGAGCUCAGCGCUCGCCCGCCACCAGGCUGUGCACACCGCUGAUCGUCCUCACUGCUGCCCGGACUGCGGCCAGGCUUUCCGCCUGCGAGCUGACUUCCAGCGGCACCGGCGCGGCAGCUGUACGGAAACCAGCAGCGGCGAUGGCACGGGGAUGGCUCCCCACGAGAUGGAGAUGGCAGUCGCAGCUGUAGCCACAGCAGAGCCGGAGGAACUGGAGGCCAGGCUCGAGGAAAUCGAAGAGCCCGUGCCUGGUGUGGCAGAUGGAAACACCGAGGCUGAAGCCAGAGAGGACAAGGAGGUGGUAGCUGCGGCGGCAGAGGCGACUGUCCCCGACAGCAAGAGGGACCCUGAGCCAGACAGACGGUUCCGUGAGAUGGGCAAUGGCCUGAGAGGGGGCGAAGGGCCUUCCUCGCACCCGCUUGGCUUCCAUUUUCCCAUGCACCCCAAGUCUUGGCUGUACCCGGACGGUUUCCCUAUACUGGGGUUCCCCGAGUUCUCUGAACGGCUGCAGGCUGAUGGGCACCAUCUCUCCGCCCCCCUGGGCGCCCCGCUGACUCUGGAGGGCGCGGGGUUGGCUUGUGACCCGUUUCGUAGCGCGGGCUCCGGAGUCGGGGCGGAUGGUGGCCUGCGAGCGUUCGCACCCGCUGUCGGGUCGCUGUUGGCGGAGCCCGCGCCCGCCGCGCUGGCGGAGGAGGAGAGCCCGUGGAUCUGCUCCGACUGCGGCAAGACGUUCGGGCGGCGCGCGGCGCUGGCCAAGCACCAGCGCUACCAUGCGGGCGAACGGCCGCACCGCUGCGCCGACUGCGGCAAAAGCUUCGUGUACGGCUCGCACCUGGCGCGCCACCGGCGCACGCACACGGGCGAACGGCCCUUCCCGUGCCCGGAGUGCGGCGCUCGCUUCGCCCGCGGCUCGCACCUUGCGGCGCACGUGCGCGGUCACACGGGCGAGAAGCCGUUCGUGUGCGGUGUGUGCGGUGCGGGCUUCAGCCGGCGAGCCCACCUCACGGCGCACGGGCGUGCGCACACGGGCGAGCGGCCCUAUGCCUGCGGCGAGUGCGGCCGGCGCUUCGGGCAGAGCGCGGCGCUGACGCGGCACCAGUGGGCGCACGCCGAGGAGAAGCCGCACCGCUGCCCUGACUGCGGCAAGGGCUUCGGCCACAGCUCCGACUUCAAGCGGCACCGCCGCACGCACACGGGCGAGAAGCCGUUCCGCUGCUCCGACUGCGGCCGCGGCUUCGCGCAGCGCUCCAACCUCGCCAAGCACCGGCGCGGCCACACCGGGGAGCGGCCCUUUCCCUGCCCAGAGUGCGGCAAGCGGUUCUCUCAGAGAUCGGUGCUCGUGACUCACCAGCGCACGCAUACUGGGGAGCGGCCGUAUGCAUGCGCCAACUGCGGCCGCCGCUUCUCGCAGAGCUCGCACCUGCUCACUCACAUGAAGACGCACCGCGGGCAGGCGGGUGCGCAGGCACAGAACACCGCCGCUAAGGCCCCCGCACCUGCCAAGGCAACGCCGCCUCUGCUGCCACCGGGCUCGGGCUCCGGGUCCGGAACGCUGCUCGAGUUCGCCGGCGGAACCAGCUUCGGUUCCGAUGCCGCGGUGUUCGCUGGGCCCUCGGGAGCCUACGAGGAGAGCGUUCUGUGAGGCUGGUCGAAGCGCGCGGCGCUUCCCCGCUCCUCGGCAGGCUGAGGACUCCCAAUUUUGGGUGCCCCUGGGCUUCAUCGCCCCGAGCUUCAGAUCUCGCGCUUGGACGAGCACGGGCCGCCACCCUGAUCAAGAGUGCUCCAUCCCUGGAUCUGUGCGUCAGGGAUAGCGGGCAAGGCCAAUUCGUUCAUCACGGAUUCCGAUUCAGGGAUUCAGGUGGCCCGCCAGCAGCUUAGGAGUCUGCUACCUGGCUUUCUGGCAGAGAAGAGAAGCUCUUAGCAAUGGGAGAGGGCAAGAGAGAUCAUCCGGCUACUCUCCUCCGCAUCUGGGUUUCUGGGUGGGUUUGGCUUCUUCCCAUUCUCCUUAGGAGAUUCGGGGACCGUCUUCCGGUCACUUGAGCGUGUCCAGUAAGUUUUAAGAACAUGGUUCACUGCAGAAUCGGGGGAGGGGGACAGAGGUGCGAACAGGUAAAGCUUUUGUUUUGUCGACUGUGGGUAUUUAUUUCCAUCUUUUGUAUGGCGGGAAGACUGUGGGGAGGAGUUAAAAAAAAGCAAGAUACCAAAUGGGUAGCCAGGCUGCAGAUGUUGGCUAGGUCCCCGUGGAGUUGGAAGCCUUAUUCUUUGAAAAUCCUUACUCCAACCCCUAAAAACGGGUCUGUCGAGCACUGGCUACAAGGUGGAUUUUAGUAUUGGUAUCCCCUCUAAGCUUGUUGGUUUUCUAGUGGCUGCCAGCGGCACACAUGGACGUCUUUGGAGUGCCUCUUGUGGGUUCCUCCAGACCUGGUCUCCAGACUAGUUCCCUAGCAGCGUCCUCCGCUGCAGCAGGUGGCUGCAGAGCCCUGUGCUCAGCCUUUCACAACCCUGGGGUGGGUCCAGGAACCUUCUCCCUCAGCUUAUAAUAAGGGCCCUACAUCCUCUGCAAGCCUCUUAACUCUGCUUCUGUAAUCACCCUGCAGUAGAAGCAGGUAGUGUUUCUGUCACAGCUGGGGCUGUGGCUUACACAGUGGUGGUCCAUUUAAGGCAUCACGUGGACCUGAGCUCACAGCGCCCUUGCACAGCCUGGACUGCUGGCAUCUGAGGUGUGGCUCAUGCAAGCCCCUCCCACCCUCCCUGAAUUCUGGGCCAGAGUGACUGGGAGCUAAAGAAGUGAGAUUUCCACCCACCCUGCAUUCCCUUUUAGACCUAGAUUCUUUGUUGUAGUGUAGAUGCGCCCUUGAGGCCCAAGAGCUAACAUGCAGGCUGCUAGGUGCUAGGUGGGUAGUCCAUGGGUGGGAGGAGAGCUGGGGUGGUGAUGGUCAGAACUUAGCCUGGCUAGGUGAGGUGGAGUGGGAAGGCAUGGGUCCUGAUUGCUCAGCAGUGGCCUCUCUGUCCCAUUUUCUAAUGCUCUUCCCAUGUCUUCUGGGACAUAAACUUCAGAAAAAGCCAGGGCAGGGUGGGCUGGAAGGGCACCAUCCCCAUCCCUCCUAGUCCCCAGUGGUUUCCACCCUGCCCCUCUGCUGUGGGCAGGAGGACCCAGCUUCAAUAAAGAUGGAGAAACAAGCUUUAGGAGUGGACUCUGCUUUUGCCCCACCUUAGUGUCCCUCAGGGAUGCUCACUCUGCAAGGCCCAUCUCCUUUCUGACUUCUCUUCUGAGAAACCAGAAUUGAUUCUUGCAUGGCACGUCAUGAAUUUGCCCUGUGCCACCAAGUCUUGCUGAGAUGCCUCACUGCCAUAAAUUGGAACAACACAUGUGGGAUAUGACUGGGAUUAAUUUGACUAACCUUCCAGGUUUAAAGAGAGGAGCUGGUCUCCUUUCUCAGAGUGUAGACCCAUGCCUUGGCCUUUUCUCAAGGACCCUGGUGCCACCUACCCCAAAUCCUCAAAACCAUGACCACCCCAAGAGUUCCUAAACAAUUCCCCUUAAGCUAGCUCUUCUUAUUCAGUCUCUGUGAUAGGAUCUUUUCCCAAUGGAUUUGAAAAAUAUGAUUUGAGGCAUCAGAAUAAUGGAAACUAGUAUCUUCAUUAAACAAGCAGGCUGAGCAGGGGAUGUAGCUCAAUUGGUACCUUGCUUGGACAUUUGCGAAGUGGAGCCAGGAGGAUCAUCAGUUCAGGAUCAUUUUCAGCUCCAUGAGCUUGAGGCCAGCCUAGGCUAUAUAUAGAGACUACCUCAAACAAAAAAAUACCCCAGACUUUUAGGAAAUAGAUGCUUCAUAAGACAUAAAGAUGAAUAACCACUCAGUUCUUAGUCUACCAAGAAAGGCCAAGCAAUUCCUUGAUAAAGCUCACCACUGAUUGUGCAGCUGGGGUUUUUAUGUUGUAGGGGAGGGAAUUCCCAAUGCUAUAAUUGCCAAAAAAGGGGAGGAGGUGGAGCUUCAGUGAGUGACCUGUGAAAUGUGACCAACCAAAGGUGACAUUUGGAGGAUCAUUAUGCCUGGACAUUCUCUCACUCCACCUACUUCUCUUUUCAUUUUUCUCUCUUCCCUGUUUUCUCAGCCUUUCUAUGUAUUUUCCACUUUAUCUCUUUAGACACUGCUCUCUUUCUCUCUCUCUGUCCCUCUCUCCUUCCCUCCAUCCCUCCCUCCAAUUGGCUGCUUAUAUAAUAAAGUGGUUUCAGAUUUUAAGUUA